This is a messenger RNA of Phyllostomus hastatus (greater spear-nosed bat), 2200 nucleotides long. It is a transcript of the gene ALAD, whose product is annotated as aminolevulinate dehydratase. The coding region runs from base 352 to 1341 and encodes 329 amino acids. The record is from RefSeq and is a predicted model, not a curated record. The transcript is spliced from 13 exons. Gene Ontology annotation, molecular function: zinc ion binding; porphobilinogen synthase activity. Gene Ontology annotation, cellular component: cytosol. NCBI's taxonomy places the organism in Eukaryota, Metazoa, Chordata, Mammalia, Chiroptera, Phyllostomidae. Gene Ontology annotation, biological process: heme biosynthetic process.
CCCGGGGGUGUUGGGGCGGAGUGUGAGGAGGAGCGUAGCUUCCGGGAAGCAGCUCCGCCCCAGUGUGUUGGGGACUCUAGAGAGUGCGUGGUAGCUGUGUGAUAGCUGUGUGAUAGCCGUGGCGGUGGCAAGAGCGUAGACUCGCAGCUCUUGGGAGAAGCUGCUCCAAGGCAGGGACCUCCCCCUGGCCCCCCCACCUCGGAUGUCUUGGAAGACCCUGUAGCCCACACAGAUUUGAGUGAAAGUUCUCCCUUCUGGGUGUGGUGCAGGAGGCAAAGCUGAGCGUCCAGCAGAUAUCCCGGGAGCCCUCCCUUCCCACCAGCUGGCUGCCCUGUGCCCUCCCUGCUCACCAUGCAGCCCCAGUCUGUUCUGCACAGCGGCUACUUCCACCCACUGCUUCGGACCUGGCAGACAGCCGCCGCCACCCUCGGUGCCUCCAACCUCAUCUACCCCAUCUUUGUCACGGAUGUUCCUGAUGAUGUACAGCCUAUCGCCAGCCUUCCAGGAGUGGCCAGGUACGGUGUGAACCGGCUAGAAGAGAUGCUGCGGCCCCUGAUAGAAGAGGGCCUGCGCUGCGUCCUGGUCUUUGGCGUCCCCAGCAGAGUUCCCAAGGACGAGCGGGGCUCUGCAGCCGACUCCGAGGACUCCCCAGCUGUGGAGGCGAUCCGUCUGCUGCGCAAGACCUUCCCCGGCCUCCUGGUGGCCUGUGACAUAUGCCUGUGUCCCUACACCUCCCACGGUCACUGCGGGCUUCUGAACAAGAAUGGGAUUUUCCAGGCCGAGGAGAGUCGCCAGCGGCUGGCAGAGGUGGCUCUGGCCUAUGCCAAGGCAGGAUGUCAUGUGGUAGCCCCGUCGGACAUGAUGGAUGGACGCGUGGAAGCCAUUAAGAAGGCUUUGCUGGCACAUGGACUUGGCAACAGGGUGUCAGUGAUGAGCUAUAGUGCCAAAUUUGCUUCCUGUUUCUAUGGACCUUUCCGGGACGCGGCUCAGUCAAGCCCAGCUUUUGGAGACCGCCGCUGCUACCAGCUGCCUCCUGGAGCCCGAGGCCUGGCCCUCCGAGCAGUGGACCGGGAUGUGCGGGAAGGAGCUGACCUGGUCAUGGUGAAGCCGGGAAUGCCCUACCUGGACAUCGUGCGGGAGGUGAAGGACAAGCACCCUGAGCUCCCUCUCGCCGUGUACCACGUGUCUGGAGAGUUUGCUAUGCUGUGGCACGGAGCCCAGGCUGGGGCGUUUGAUCUCAAGGCUGCUGUCCUGGAGGCCAUGACCGCCUUCCGCAGAGCAGGUGCCGACAUCAUCAUCACCUACUACACACCUCAGCUACUGCAGUGGCUGAAGGAGUGAUGGAGAGAGUGUGAGAGACCCAAGAACUAGGACUGCACAAAGGUCCCGGGGCCUUGGAGAAGUGAAAACCAAAGUAAAUGCUGCUUUUAGAACUGUGCCCUGUGCCCGAUUCCUGCUCACAUGCUGGCAGGUGCCCAGCAGUGCCAGGUGACUUCUGCCUGCGUGCCAAUCUCACCACUCAGAGCCACAUCUCCCUGGGCUGUCCCAAGCUUCUCCACCCUCCUCAGGGCCAGCUCUGAAGCCACCUCUGCCGCCGUAGCUCCUUCCUCUGGAGUGGCUUUAGCUAGGAAGCUCCCAGGAGUCACGGGCACAGGUUUGCGAUGCCCAGGAGAGGGGUUUGGAGCAUUAGGGGAAGAGGAAGGCAGUUGGAUCGUUGGUCCUCAGAAGCUCUGGAAAACCCAAGGCCUCUGGCAGCAUUGCUGGGCACAGGGACUGAGGCCUAGAUUGACCUGUCCGGGUUCAGAGUUGAGAUUUGCUGUGAUUCCACUGGAAGGCGAUUCUCCCAGGCCAGGGGUUGCCAGGCUGCCUGAGAUCUGCUCUACCCUGAGCCAUAAACCCAGAAAAGAGUUACUCUGCUGAGCAGAAACAUUGCCUGGGAAUUACAAUGCAGAAGCAAAGAGAGAGCUCCUGAGUGUUGGAGAUGGCCACCGCUGAACAAGCUUUUUAUUAAAGAGAUAUUUUUGAGAGCGUGCAUGCGCCGUGCCCAGGCACGGUGUUCUGGGUACUGAGAAUUGAGCCGGACAGACCUCAGCUUGUCUCUCUGCGUGGAAGCUAUACAAGGAGAAUGGGAGAGACAGACGACAACAAGAAAGCAGACAAAUAAAGCAGUCACAGACUCUAAUAAAUGCUUUGAAGGAAA